Molecule: messenger RNA, 2820 nt
Organism: Penicillium daleae
Lineage: Eukaryota; Fungi; Ascomycota; Eurotiomycetes; Eurotiales; Aspergillaceae
Product: transcription factor domain-containing protein
Exons: 7
Coding region: 1-2820 (939 amino acids)
Biological process (GO): regulation of DNA-templated transcription; DNA-templated transcription
Molecular function (GO): zinc ion binding; DNA binding; DNA-binding transcription factor activity, RNA polymerase II-specific
Source: RefSeq, a predicted model, not a curated record
AUGCAACAAACGGUUGGCAUAACCCCCCGCGAUGACAUGAAUCUUGACGACUACGACUCCACCCAUGCAAUGGCCACCUCUACGCCGUCGCUUGGGCGGAGAAGAAGCCAGAGGGCUUGUGAGAUGUGUUAUCGGAAGAAGACUAGGUGUGAAAUCGAGGGGUCUGCCUCGAUGUGUGUACAGUGUGUGCGGCGUAGAACGAAUUGUGUAUUUCCUGCGGUAUCGGAGCUGAAUGAGGAGGACCAGAGAGAUGAAUAUGUGGCGUCCUUGAAAGAUCGUCUGUCUAGGGUCGAAUCCUUGCUCAAGGCAGCCGGCAUCUUGCAUGAAGGUGAUAUCAGCUCAGAUGAAUUAUCAGAUGAUGACUAUGAAGUCUCGGAUGAGAAGAGAAAGUUAUCCGAUCAACGCCCCCAGUCGUCAGGUGAAACAUCGCAUGUUUCCUUUGCGUCUGGUGCAUCGUCUGGGGAGGUGGACUACUUUCCCAGCGUAGGGGAUAUUGAGGUCACCCCCAUCUUCAAGUCUCAUGAACGAGACGAUUCUCGAUAUUUUGGACGCUCGUGCUCAUUAUCACUCCUAUCACGGAGCGGGAUUGAAUGGAUCAAGAGCAAGACCGGCGAUGUCAGCUUCUUGAAAAUCUUAACAACUGACUCCAUCCAUGAUAACCCGUGGACACAGUGGCGCCCCGAUGUAUUUCACGAUUUAUUUGCCUCCCAGGUAUACAAGCCUCUGCCACCCAGGUCAGAGGUCUUCUCCCUCAUCAAAGACUUUUUCAACACGACGAACCGGCUCUUCCCAAUCUACCAUGAAGAAACGUUCAUGAAAAUGGUCGAAUGGCAAUAUACACAGCAGACCUGUGAGGAUGCCGCGCGAUGGGCAAGUAUCAAUAUGGUCAUAUGUCUGGCAUACGAGUUUCGAUUCUCGAACAGCUUAAAGCCAGAAAAGGAUCGAGAAAGGGCCCGUCUGUACUUCAAGAAUGCCAUUUCGGUUUUUACGGAGUUGGCUUUGCGCCGCACGGAUCUCUUGAGUGUGCAGGCUUUGCUGAGCAUGGCUUUCUUCCUGCGUGGUAAUUCCGGUACUCAAUCAGCAUUGCCGUUCAUUACAGCAGCUAUGCGGUCAUGCCAGCGAAUGGGGCUUCACCGAGAUCUUCCAAGGCCAGAUUUGAGCCCUAUUGAGCGAGAACAGAGGCGACGAGCGUUCUGGGUAGCAUUUACUAUUGAUCAGAGUACAUGCUUGCGUGCUGGAAACGCUCCCUCUCAACAUCCCGAUGACUUUGAUGUACCCUUGCCUGAGGAACUUGAGGAUGACCGCGACUCCACUGCUUCAACCAAUAUUCCCUUCUUCCGCCAACUAUGCCGCAUGUCGGUCAUCAAGAGUCGCAUCUUCUGUCAACUAUAUUGCGCCAAGGCACUGCUCAAGUCACCUCACGAGAUUUACCAGUCAGUCAAAGAGCUAGAUGCAGAACUCAGGGCGUGGAGAAAGGACUAUCCCUUCGAGGAAAACCCCCGGCAGAAGGUCGCUGAGCCCAAUUUUCUGAUGGGAUUUGCGGCCAUUGGCCUGCAUUUUGUCUACUAUAACGCUCUGAUUAUGGUUCAUCGAAUACCUCUCCUACUCAACUAUCUUAUAAACGAACGGGCGGAGCCGAAAGAGUUAAAGGCACUCAGCAAGGCACAGGCGGCCAAAUCCAGUGUCAUCUGCGUGACUGCUGCGCGGGAUACGCUCAGGAUGGUCAACAAUAUGCCAUGGGGAGAUAUUGCAUGGGUAUGGUCUUUGCUGUACUACGUCUUCCUAGCCGCAGCAACCAUCUUCUCGCACAUUAUCCGCGACACUCGCCACGCCCAAAUUCAAGAAGACCUUCAAUCCCUCAACAUGGCGGCAACCUUUUUCGCAACUCUAACGCAUCCAGGCGACGGGCCUGCCCAUUAUGCCGGCUUCAUGACCCGCAUGAGUGCCAAUCUCGAACGCAUUGCCAAACUGGCAAUUGAGAGAGAAGAGAAACGAGCCCGGAGUACAGAUGACGGUGACCAAGAGAGCCAGCAGCCCAGUGCAAAGCGGCAUAACCAUCGUUCUUCAAGAUCGCACGCAAAGGCUCGCCAUCAACCCUCAACACUCCGCACAUCUACGACUACCGAUUCCACAAGGUCCCAACACCACUCCGUUUCCACAGCGCCACCAGCAUCCAACAUCUCAACCACAACGCACCCCCACACAUCCGCGUUGAGCAUUCCCGAAGCUAUCGAGGGCUUCCCACCCAUCAAUUCAGACGGUUAUGUCGUACCGCUCAGCCCAAGCGUCACUACCCCCUUCCCAUCAACCAUCCCCUCGGCAAACUACCCGGCCGGCCUGGGCCUACACAACCUCAACGGCACCUCGACCACCGACUUCCCCACCAAUACCCUACCCACCUGGCAACUCGGCCAAGAAAACGUGGCACAAACAAAUGAAACCUCCCCGCUAGACAGCACCCAAUCCCCCUUCUCAACCAGCAGCACCACACCAGGCACAACCCUGUUUCCCGCAUCAUGGCAAGUCCCGCUAACCGCGGACUGGCAAUUCGGCGACAACAUCUGGUCCGGACUCUUCCCGAACGAGACCAUCGCCGCCUCCGCACAGGCAGAGAACAUUCAACUUCCCAUUCUAUCUGCGGAAUCGUUUUUGAACGUUCCUGCGGAGACGGAGGCUGAUCCUAGUGUGACGGGGACGGGAUAUACGGGGACGGGAAUGGGGUAUAAUAAUUACAUGCCGCCUCGGCCAGUGCAGGAUCAGGGGUUGGGUCAGGAUACGGCGGAGAUGAUUUGGCCGAAUGGGUUUUUGGGGCUUUUCUAG